UGCUAAUCGCUGAAUGAAACUAAACAAAAUUUUCAGUUUUCGAUCAUCACAAAGCACAUUUGAGAUUUGACUCUCAAUUCUCUUCAUCUGUUUCAAUCAUGUUUGUCAAGAAGCUCGUGGAGAAAGCUUCCAUAAAGAAGAUCGGUGGAAAUUCAUCAGAUGGGUUAAAAGGCAGUGAUGUAGAUCCACGUCUGAUAUUUCAUCAAGGGGUACCAUCAGAUGGUGACAAAGUCGCCUAUGACAAUAUUCAGAAAAUACUAGCUAUUUCUACCAAGGAUGGACGAAUUAAACUAUUUGGAAAAGACAAUUCUCAAGUCCUUCUUAUAUCUAGUGAGCUAGUGCCUAGCAAGUUUUUACAGUUUAUACAGAAUCAAGGCAUCCUUAUAAAUGUCACUUCCAAUAACCAUAUUGAGGUUUGGGACAUAGACAGAAAACUAUUGUGUGAUGUGUACAUUGUUAAAGCAAAAAUAACUUGUUUUGAAGUCAUCCAACACAGCCUCUAUAUGUAUUUUGGAGAUUCUAAUGGUAAUAUUUCAGUUUUGAAACUUCAUAAAAAACCAUGGUAUGUGGUACAGAUGAAGUACAUCAUACCCCUCUCAGCUUCAUAUGGGAAUCCAACUGAAGUGUCUGAUGACACAGUUGUGACACAUAUUCUGCCUCAACCAGCAGCUGAAAGCCAAAGAGUUCUCAUAAUCUUCAGAAAUGGCCAAAUAAUAUUAUGGGAUAUUCGAGAAAGCAAAACCAUUGCAAGAACAGGAGGAAAUAUGUCACAGCCACUGCAUAAUGAAUCAAAGAGAGUGUCUUGUGCAUGUUGGGUGUGUCCUUUUGGAAGUAAGGUGGUUGUAGGGUACAGCAAUGGAGAGCUCUUCAUUUGGAGCAUCCCUUCCCUAAACAGAACAAGUGGUUCAGCAUCUGAUCUUAAUAGUCAAAAAACUCCUAUAUUUAAACUUAACUUAGGAUAUAAAUCAGACAGAAUUUCCAUAAGAUCAGUAAAAUGGAUUUAUGCUGAAGGAAAAGCUAGUCGACUAUAUGUCAUGGGAGCUUCAAACUUGUUGCAGGUAGUGUUGUUGAAUGAACACAUUGAAUCUCGCACAAUUAAGUUGGGGCUUAGUUUGUUUGAAUGCUGUAUUGACAUGGAGAUCAUAUCAACCUCAAGUGAGCAAAGCAAGCAGAAACAAAAUUCUUUGCUUUUGCUUGGGAAAUCAGGCCACAUAUACUUGUAUGAUGAUAAUUUGAUUGAAAGGUAUCUACUGCAAUCCCAGUCUAAGUCCAAUCCCUCACUACCAAAGGAAGUGGCUGUGAAGUUACCACUAGCAGAUUCAAGCAUCACAACAGCAAAAUUCAUCUCCAACAAUCCCAAUAUGUUUAAUUCUAAAGAUGAGGAUUACAGUCAGAUGGUCAAAAACUACCCGCCACUUAUUCCAAUUGAAACAAAUCACAAAGAUGGGAUUAACAUGAGUUCUGCAAACUUCACUGGAUUUUCAAAUGUUAAAAAUCUGUACAUAACUGGACAUAGUAAUGGAGCCAUCACUUUUUGGGAUGCAUCAUGUCCCUUUUUCAUCCCAAUUUUGCAGAUAAAGCAACAGAGUGAUAGCAAUUUUUCAUUAAGUGGCAUACCUUUGACAGAAUUAUAUUUUGAUAUCAACUCUCCUCUCCUUGUUUCUGGUGAUCAGAGUGGAAUGGUUCGAAUAAUUAGAUUCAAACCCGAACCAUAUGCAUUCAACAGUUUCAUGUCUCUUACUGGAGGUACAAAAAAAGGUGCUGAUCAUGUAAUCUGCAGUGUGAAACUUGUGAAGACUAUUGGUGCUGUAACUUGUAUGAACAUAGAUCACAUAUCAGGGCAUCUUGCUGUUGGUUCUGACCAAGGAAAUGUUUCAGUUAUUGACAUGGAUGGCCCAUCUCUGUUAUAUCAGAAACAUAUUGCUAGUGAAUUUUCUACUGGUAUCAUCUCUCUGCAGUUCAUAACCUGCAGUUUAAAUGGUUUUGAGAAAAACAUUUUAGUAGUUGGAACAAUGGACUCAUCUGUUCAGGCACUACAUAGUGAAACUGGAAAUACAUUGUGCCCUGAAAGUGUUCAUCCUACGAAGCCCUCUAAGGCUCUAUUUAUGCAGGUGUUAGAUAGACAAAGAAAAACUAUCAUAGGAUCAAUUACCAAAGAUGGCUUAAGCUUGAGAGAAGGAAAUCAAAUUGAGGAUGCAACAACAAAACAAUUAUACGUCUUACUGUGUUCUGAGAAGGCCUUGUAUGUCUAUUCUUUUGAGCAUGCUCUGCAGGGAAUCAAAAAAGUGCUUUACAAAAAGAAGUUUCAUUCUUCUUCCUGUUGCUGGGCAUCAACAUUUUAUAGCCCCUCUGAUAUCGGUCUCACACUUCUUUUCAGCAGUGGAAAAGUAGAAUUAAGGUCUUUGCCAGAGUUAUCUCUGAUAGUGGAUACUUCAAUUAGAGGUUUCACUUAUUCACCUCCAAAAUUGAAGUCACCUUCUGAACACCAAAUAUGCUGUUCAUCCAGAGGAGAUAUUGUUUUGGUGAACGGUGACCAGGAAAUUUGUGUUGUCUCAUUGUUGGUCCAGAGAAACAUUUUCAGACUUUUGGACUCUGUUAGCUGCAUCUACAGGAAGGAAAUGAUGCUAUCACAAGAAAAUCUUGUUUCUGGCUCAGCCAUCCACAAGGAAAAUAAAAGGGGCAUAUUCAGCUCCGUUAUGAAAGAUUUUACAAGCAGUAAAGAAAAACAAAUGCUCAUCAUGGAAAAAGAAGAUCCUGAAGAAGGUAUCCAGGAACUCUCAGCAAUCUUUUCAAAUGCAAAUUUUCCAUCGGGUGAUAAAAAUAAUGAUAAUCCAACUGAAGAUGAAAAUCAGCUGGAAUUAAACAUAGAUGACAUUGACCUAGAGGAUCAUGCAGAAAAACGCAAAGAACCACACUUAUUAGGAGCUUUUAAUAAGAACUUGGCCGGCAAAUUUCAGGCUCUGAAAGGAAGAUUGAAAGAGAAGAAGGGAAACAACCAGAAAGCUUCAGAUAACGAAGAACAGCAACAUGAGAAAACUGGUGAAGUCGAUCAGAUUAAGAAGAAAUAUGGAUUUUCUUCUUCCUCAGAUGAAACAGGCGUUGCUAAUUUGGCAAAAAGCAAGCUGCAGGAAAACACAAGAAAGUUGGAGGGUAUCAGGCUACGUACUACAGAGAUGCAAGAUACAGCAAAAUCAUUUUCAUCACUGGCAAAACAAGUGCUAAGAAAUGCUGGGCAGGAUAGACGGAAUUGAUAGAACCAACCUAUAAGAUUCAUGUGUUUAUUUGGGAUCAAGUUAUAUUGAGAUUUGAAGCUUCACAACUUUUCUUUAUCCCCUGAAGAUUUUGUCCAAAAUACAAACUACUGGAUCUACAGUCAUUAAGUCAAUGCAAACGGACUACCAUGCAGAGAAAUCAAGCAUGCAUACUUGCACAGCUCAAUCCACUUAACUGUCCUCAUACAUUUGUUAUUUGACCAAUAAACUCACUAACCUAUGAUUUUUCUAGAAGAAAAGCUAAUUUAGCUUUACUUUUUUUGUGCUAGUUUUGUCACUUUUCAGAUGGAACUGCUCCAUCGAUGCAUUGUGCAGAAGGUAGAGUAGAGAAUAAGUCACAAAUCAUAGUGUAAAGACCAGCAACUGACUCACACCCAUAUACAAGUUAUUAGCUCCGAAAUGUUGAAAUUAAAAUAGCAUAACCUUAUGUUAGUAUUUUCUCUUAACUUUCUCUCUUUUAAGAGAAUUAUUAUGGUGGAAU
Molecule: messenger RNA, 3753 nt
Organism: Lotus japonicus
Lineage: Eukaryota; Viridiplantae; Streptophyta; Magnoliopsida; Fabales; Fabaceae
Exons: 25
Coding region: 99-3251 (1050 amino acids)
Biological process (GO): regulation of exocytosis
Cellular component (GO): plasma membrane; cytoplasm
Molecular function (GO): myosin II binding; syntaxin binding; GTPase activator activity
Source: RefSeq, a predicted model, not a curated record